Molecule: messenger RNA, 1047 nt
Organism: Camelina sativa (false flax)
Lineage: Eukaryota; Viridiplantae; Streptophyta; Magnoliopsida; Brassicales; Brassicaceae
Biological process (GO): mitochondrial respirasome assembly
Source: RefSeq, a predicted model, not a curated record
UCUGAAUCAGAGAAUUAAGAACUCAAACUUAGAAAUCAAAACCACCAAGUAAGAAGCAAGAACCCUAGAAUCUGAGGAGGGUUUUGAGUUUUAACACUAAAAAUCUGAUCUUGUGAACUGGGUGGGUUUUUUGAAUCGGAUCUGAAAGAAAAAUAUGAAAGAAGGGAAAGCUUCAAAGUCGAAUCAUCAAGAGCAGCAUGAANCCAGUGGUGAGAUCUGAAUCAGAGAAUUAAGAACUCAAACUUAGAAAUCAAAACCACCAAGUAAGAAGCAAGAACCCUAGAAUCUGAGGAGGGUUUUGAGUUUUAACACUAAAAAUCUGAUCUUGUGAACUGGGUGGGUUUUUUGAAUCGGAUCUGAAAGAAAAAUAUGAAAGAAGGGAAAGCUUCAAAGUCGAAUCAUCAAGAGCAGCAUGAACAGAUUUAUCACCAAAACGGUCACUUGGGUUCUUUCAAAUUCGCCAAAUUUUUUGAUUCUGAAGCUUCAUGGGACAAGGAUCAACUGGGAGAUGUAUUGCAUUGGAUAAGGCAAGUUGUUGGAUUACUCUGCGGAUUGGUUUGGGGUGCGAUUCCUUUGGUUGGAGGCAUAUGGCUACUUCUAUUUCUGGCAAUCUCCUCAGGCAUAGUAUACGGUUACUAUGCAUUGAUUCUAAAGAUCGAUGAAGAAGACUUUGGUGGUCACGCAGCUCUGCUCCAAGACGGUCUAUUUGCUUCUCUAAGCUUAUUCCUGCUUGCGUGGAUCCUGGUGUAUAGCUUAUCUAGCUUCUGAUAGACACGCAAUAUCUUGUGCUUGAGCUGCUCCGAACAAGUUUAGCAGAACGUACCUGUCAUGGUUUCUCCGAUUUAGGCUGUGCACUUCAUGCUUUUGUUUCUCUGAAGAUGGGAACUAGCAUUCGUAGAUUUUUCUUAUUUUUUGUGGUUUCCAUUUGUUUCUGUUAAGUUUUAUGUUUUCUCAUUUUGUGUAAUAAGACUGAUAGUAUUAUGCAAGAAUGUGUUUCUAAAACUAAUUGAGUUUCUCCAAAAUUUUGAAUAAAACUCCUCACUGAUA